UAUUAUUCAACGUCAUACGUCACCGGAGGAAACGCUCCUACCACGAAUAGAGAGAGAAGAAGAAGAGAGGCGAGUAGAAUAAAAAGUGGAGUUUUAGUAGUUAGUGAAGUCGUAACCAUGUCACUGGGAGGCUGUUGGAAGCAGUUGUCAUGGUUUUACUACCAGUACCUGCUCGUGACCGCGCUCUACAUGCUGGAGCCGUGGGAGAGGACGGUGUUCAACUCCCUGUUGAUCUCCGUGGCCGGCAUGGCCGUCUACACCGGCUACGUCUUCAUGCCGCAGCACAUCAUGGCCAUCCUGCACUACUUCGAGGUCGUCCAAUGACCCCGACGAGUCCGUCCGUCUCCUUGUGUCCUUGUCUCUGAGGUGGAUUGUCUCCGACCACGUGGAGGCGGAGCUUCUCUCGUUCUUUUAUUUCCAAAUCUGAUUCAAUGUCAAAGGUCAAUGCUCUGGACAUCGUGCUGAGGUCACGUUGGACGAUUGUCUUCCCCCGAGACUGUUUCUUCUUCAUGAAAUAUUUUGGAUUUUUUUUGUGGACAGCGUUGGAGGCGGAGCCUUAGAAGAAGUUGUGCUUGGUGCUUUUAUCUUUUUUUAAAGCGAGCGCACUUCACUGUUUUUGAGACUGUGUAAUCCUACGGAUGUCUGGUUGUGUGGAGCGAUCAGACUUUAGUGUUUUUAUUGCAUUAAGACGUGAAAACACUGGCGGCUGAUGGACAAACACACCAUUUCACCUUUUACUCCAUUUUAUGAGCCACGUCUGAUUUAGUCAGAGACGGUUUUAAAGGAACAACUUCAGCCUUUUUCAAGCUCCACCGUCAUUUGUUCCCCCGUGAGACAAAGAAAAGAGGUCAUAGCUUCAACCUGGAAGGAUGGAAGGUGACCAAUCACACCUGAGAUCUGUCUCCUAUUUAUUGUAAGCUACGCUCCCAUCAUGCAGCACUUCCUCUCAACAUGCAUCAGCUGACUUCUGUUUUAUUUAGACGUUUGACCUGUGAAUGAUUGUAUUUAGUCAGAGAAUCUAAUGACUGGUUGACGUUUGGACAUUGUACCUGGUUACCUGUGGCUUCCUGUGUGUCCCUGUGGCUUCCUGUGUGUACACCUGUGGCUUCCUGUACUCGUGGAUCUCUCUGUUAGAGCUCGUGGAGAUAUAGUUCUCAGGUCCUGGAGAAAAGUGAUAUCUUAUUCCAGAGAGCAGAAAAGCUCCUUUAGGAAUCAGUGAGGUUGAAAAUGACACAAUUGUCCUUUUUUUAAAUUCUGGCUUUUAUUUAAAGCGCCACACACACACACGCACACACAGUUCCCUCUUUGUACAAAAAUGAUAACGGUUCCAUUUUAGUGUAAUCCUAUUUUAUGACAGUAUCCUUUUAGGAAAAUUAUGAUUCUUUUUUUUUUCCCUCCAAAAAAUGUGUUUUUCUCACUUUUGUGUAUAUAAUCUUGUAUACAUUUCUGUAAAGUUCUUGUAAGAUUUGUUAGCGUAUAGGAUGAAAUGUUUUUGUGAACUACUGAUGCUAAACACUGUCCUGUGACUGGAAUCAUUAAAGGGAUAUUUCACUAAA
Molecule: messenger RNA, 1556 nt
Organism: Anarrhichthys ocellatus (wolf-eel)
Lineage: Eukaryota; Metazoa; Chordata; Actinopteri; Perciformes; Anarhichadidae
Gene: sptssa
Product: serine palmitoyltransferase, small subunit A
Exons: 2
Coding region: 118-324 (68 amino acids)
Biological process (GO): ceramide biosynthetic process
Cellular component (GO): serine palmitoyltransferase complex
Molecular function (GO): serine C-palmitoyltransferase activity
Source: RefSeq, a predicted model, not a curated record